CAUAUAUUUGCAUUUUUAAAAUAGCUAAAAACGUGUUAACUGCUUUAUAGAAAAGCUCUGCUGGCGUGCAUAUAAAGCCGCAGCUGAUGCCCAAUCCGUCGGAUUUGAAGUGCAGCAUCUUAAAAAUGCAAAAACUCGCAGUAGUUCUGUUCUACGUGAUAAUCACCGGAUGUCCCCAUGGAUUUCAGGCUAUUUCCCCAAACUGCACAAAACCAGAAAGACUUCACAAAGAGUUUGAAGAAAGCUGCCACAGAUUUUGCUUACCUAUCGUAACGCCACUCACGGCCUACGUGCAACAGUUACAGGACGAACUGAAGUGGCGCAAGAAGUAUCCAGGAUUCGAGAAGUAUGGACACGGACUCUUCUACGUCGAGCAGGCAAGACUUGUGAACUGGGCCGGGGCCAUUGCAGCUUGCCACAGAAAGGGAGCACAACUAGCCGAAUUCGAGGACGACGAGGAGUUCCAGGCAAUUAUGAAAAAAUCUUCACGCAAGGGCACCUACUGGCUGGGCAUUAUCGAGGGCAAGGACGGUAGGUUCACAUCCGAGGCCACCAAAAAGCCAGCCCGCUUCUUAAAUUGGAUAGAUGGCGAACCCAUGAAACUAAAAGACCGCGCUUGCGUUGCAACAAGUUCUGGCCAGGGAAUAUUUACACAGCCUUGCCAACAGAUAAAUAACUAUAUUUGUAGGGUCGAGUUACCUUUAAAAAAGAAAUAAUGUAUUUACAAGUUGCAAGGUACUAUUUUGAAUGUUUGCCCAUAUAUUUACGUUUUUGUAAUCAAA
Drosophila teissieri is the source of this 782-nucleotide messenger RNA. RefSeq names its product CD209 antigen-like protein B. The transcript has a single exon. NCBI's taxonomy places the organism in Eukaryota, Metazoa, Arthropoda, Insecta, Diptera, Drosophilidae. The coding region runs from base 87 to 716 and encodes 209 amino acids. The record is from RefSeq and is a predicted model, not a curated record.